Molecule: messenger RNA, 354 nt
Organism: Closterium sp. Naga37s-1
Lineage: Eukaryota; Viridiplantae; Streptophyta; Zygnematophyceae; Desmidiales; Closteriaceae
Source: the annotation of a GenBank genome assembly
AUGGCUGCUGCGGCGCGGCGUCAACCUUCCGCUGUUGUCAUCUUUGCUCUUCUCCUCGCUGCUCUCCUCCCGGUCGUUCUUGCGCGAAAUCCUCUUCCCGAUAACGUCUAUGUUGCGGACGAUGACGUCAUCGGCUCGUAUUGCGAGGUCAUACUCGGCGCGCCAUCAGACCCCUUCUCUUCGGUCGACGUCUGUCUCAAGGUGCACCGGCACCCCACCCACCGCAACACCAUAAGCCACAUGGACUUUGUAGCCCAGAUUGAAGGGGUAACUUCGGCUUCCACCCCUUCCUCUCCCACCAUCUCCUUGACCGACUCCCAUACAGUCACAGUCCCCUGCGUUGCUUACUACUGA